AUGUAGCGUUACAAACAAUGAUAGCAUACAAGACCAGAACAAUACAGCUGCACAUUACUUGACAGAACCAUGUCCAACGCGCCGCCAGUCGAGGCCAAGUGCCGCCCUGUUGGAGGUACCGAGCUCAGCUGGUGCAAGGCGGUGCCUGGUGGCACUGGUAUAACUGUACUGGGCCUCCUCUUGUCGAAACCUCUGGAUAUCACAAUUCUCCGAAAUGCCCUCCAUAAACUUCAAAUUUCCCAUCCGAUUCUCAAUUCCCAACUCCAUUUGAGCCCCACUUCCAAUUCUUAUUCUUACGUCACACCCCCAACUCCUCAACUCCAAAUCCGACCAUUCGAUCUCCAAUCGACGUCCCAGAUUCUCCAAACCAUCGACAAUGGCAAUCCCACUCCCUCCUCCAUUUCCCCCUUUCACCUUAUCAUGGAACACGAGCUGAAUAAGAACGCGUGGCAGAAUCAUGAACCUUUAUUGGACAUUGAUCUUUUCUUUGCCAGCGUGUACACUUUGGAAAAUGAGAAUUGGGUUGUGGCCCUCCGGUUGCACACUUCAGCAUGUGAUAGGACAUCAGCAUUGGCAUUGUUACGGGAGCUAUUGGGAUUGAUUGGCGGGGAGGGUUUCGAUUCAUCGGAAUCAGGAAAAGAAAUGGAGGUUAAUUUGGGAAUUGAGGAUGACAUUCCUAGUGGGAAGGCUAAUAAGCCUUUAUGGGCUCGUGGAGUCGACAUGCUGGGAUACUCUUUGAAUAGUUUAAGGUUGGCCAAUCUAAGUUUUAAGGAUACCGAGGCGCCUAGGAUGUCACGAGUUGUGAGGCUGCAGUUGAAUUCAGAAGACACCGAUCGGAUUCUAUCUGGUUGCAAUUCAAGAGAUAUAAAAUUAUGUGGGCUCUUAGCGUCUGCUGCAAUACUUGCUACUCAUUCCUCGAAAGGCCUUCUUCAUGAUCAGUGGGAAAAGUAUGCUGUUGUCACGUUGACCGACUGCCGUUCCAAUCUUGACCCAGUUCUUAGCAAGCAUCAUAUGGGAUUUUAUCAUUCUGCAAUCUUGAACACCCAUGAUGUCGGGGGAGGGGAAAAUUUAUGGGAGCUGGCAAAACGAACAUACAAUUCGUUCGCUAAUGCCAAGAACAACAAGAAGCAUUUUUCAGACAUGGCCGAUAUCAACUUUUUGAUGUGCAAAGCAAUAGAGAACCCAGGUUUAACACCAUCAGGAUCACUAAGAACUUCACUGAUAUCUGUCUUUGAGGACGUAGUGAUCAACCAUUCAAAUAAAGAGCAUCAAGGAAUUGGGAUAGAAGACUUCAUGGGAUGUGCCUCAGUUCAUGGUGUAGGCCCAUCCUUAGCUAUAUUUGACACUAUAAGAGAUGGGGAAUUGGAUUGUGCAUGUGUAUAUCCUUCCCCAUUACACUCGAGGCAGCAAAUGCAUGAAUUUGUGGAUGAAAUGAAAAGGAUUCUUUUGAAUGGAAGCGACUACAUUUGUACCGACAACUGAACGAGCUGAUGUUUAUUGAAGGAAGUGAAUCAUUCUAGGAUUCUUUUGUGGGUGUCAUAUUAAAAUUGCUUGUACAUUGCAAGAGCAGUGAUUAGGUCCGACUUCAUAAGCCCGUCUGCAUGUAUUGAAGCGUUGCAUUUUGGAGCUCUGGGAGAAGGUAAGUCAAUGUCAACUCAGAAUGGCUCGUCAGUAUAUUCCCUAGGCCAUGUGUUAAUUGGAGCUUGGACUUCUCCAAUUCAUAAUUAUGAAUCUAUGAUCCAAUUUCUGUCAGCUCAUUCUUGUCUGUCUUGUUAUUAAAACACGUAAUAAGUAUUACUACUAUUAGAUUCAAGAUCUGAUGGCUUCAGAAUGUGUUCUGAGGUUUGUGUACUAAGUCAAACACUUACUUCCCAUUACAUUGUAGGAGCAAUUCAUCAGGUUGGUUAUAUCUAAAACGGUAACAUGAAUUUCAUAUAAUCGCACUACAUGAAUUGAUAUA
Molecule: messenger RNA, 1960 nt
Organism: Olea europaea var. sylvestris
Lineage: Eukaryota; Viridiplantae; Streptophyta; Magnoliopsida; Lamiales; Oleaceae
Exons: 3
Coding region: 70-1482 (470 amino acids)
Source: RefSeq, a predicted model, not a curated record